Centruroides sculpturatus (bark scorpion) is the source of this 2957-nucleotide messenger RNA. RefSeq names its product GTP:AMP phosphotransferase AK3, mitochondrial-like (gene Ak3). Gene Ontology annotation, biological process: nucleobase-containing compound metabolic process. The transcript has 5 exons. The record is from RefSeq and is a predicted model, not a curated record. Gene Ontology annotation, molecular function: AMP kinase activity; ATP binding. Bases 450 to 1109 code for a protein of 219 amino acids. Gene Ontology annotation, cellular component: mitochondrion; cytoplasm. NCBI's taxonomy places the organism in Eukaryota, Metazoa, Arthropoda, Arachnida, Scorpiones, Buthidae.
UUGAAUAUUUAUUUAAAUUUACGAUAAGAUAGUGUUUAUAUCACAGGCGGGAUUUUGAAAUUAAAUUAUGAUAAUUUUUAAGAGUUAAAUCAAUUUAAUAAAAAUGUCGUUAAUUAUAUUAGUCCGAUAGAAUUUAAUCCCGAUUCGGGAACCGGUAGCAGGAAAGAAACACGUAACCACGUGUUUUCCAUUACUUUUUUCUUUAAAAAUGAAUAGGGAUUUACGUAUUGUGGCGAAAAUUAUAGAUUCUUGUAAAUUAACAUUAUUACGCAGGGCAGUCGUUAGUGUUUAAAGUAUAUUUGGUGUUUCUAUAAAUAUGAAUUUACAGAUUAAAUCGUAUCUCUGAUCGAUACGGAACUUUGCCGUGAUUGUAGAUAUUUCUAUAGUAACGUCAAUUAGAAAAUGAUAAGCGUGUUGUAUUGAUUAUCGCGAAGUAAUUACACGCAAAGAUGUCGAUAUUAAAAUUCAACGCCGUUAUAAUGGGAGGCCCGGGAUCGGGAAAGGGUACCAUUUCCUCUUUUAUAGUAAAGCACUUUCAGUUAAAACAUAUUUCUAUAGGUGAUAUGUUAAGGAAUGAAAUACAAGAUAAAACAGAUGCCGGAAACGAAGCAAAAAAGUUUAUCGAGAAAGGAAAAUUAGUUCCCGAUGAUUUAGCAAUAAGAUUAUUUUCUUCACAAAUAUCUUCUUUGAUAAAGAGUAACAGUCCUAGCUUAUUACUUGAUGGAUUUCCUCGUACCGUUCCACAAGCAAAAUAUCUGGAUGAAAUUCUUCCGGUUUCUUGCGUUAUUAAACUGGAUGUUCCAGAUGACAUUAUCAUAGAGAGAGUGAAAGGAAGAUAUAUACAUCUUUCAAGCGGAAGAGUUUAUCAUACUGAAUUCAAUCCACCUAAAGUAGCCGGUAUUGACGAUGUCACAGGUGAACCAUUAAUUCAACGGGACGAUGACAAACCUGAGACGAUAAAAGCAAGGUUGGAUACUUAUAGAAAGGAAACACAAUUAGUGUUGGAUUAUUAUAGUGAAAAACAUCUUUUACAUAUAUUUUAUGGAAAAGAAUCCAAAGAAAUAUGGCCAAGAGUAAAAAAUAUGCUAGAACAGUUAUUUCCAAAAUAAUUACUGUUUUACAGUAGCAGGGGUAAGAAAAAAAUAUAUAUAUUAUUGUGGAAAGUGUCCUAUCUAAAUUGUUUUGUGGUGUAAUCAAGCUAUAUUAGAUACUCUUACAUCUAGAGAUUACAGGUGAGAAUUAGUAUUAUUUUUAGAAAGAAGAUAACUUAUCUUAUAAUUAUAUACAUAAAUUUGUAUAUUUUUUAUAUGCUGUGAUCUUACAAGAUAAUAUACUGUAGUUAAAUUAUUCUAAAAUUUAGAUAGAUAUAGAUCACUAUUGCAAAAGAGAAGGGAAAAAAAUAUAUAAAUAUACAUUAUUAGAAGUAGAAAAUGUACAUUUUGUCACAUUUGUUAAUCAGUCAAACCAGAAGUAUCAAAAAUUGUUGUUGUUUGGUACUACAGUUAGAAAUGACAAAUGCUCGUUUUUGUGUUCAGAUUACUUCCUUUCAUUCCAGAUGCUCUAUUAUGAGAGAUACUUUGGAAAAGAAAACAAUAAUUUCAAAAAUUAAUGCAAAUGAUUUUUUUACAUUUUUCAUUUAAAAGAAAUCUCUAUAAGAUAAAAUGUUGAUGCUACUAUUUAAAGACAGCCAUAUUUAUUUUGAUAAAAUGUUACAAAAUACCAUAAAAUUUAUUUAAGAAACAUUUUAAAAGUGUUCAGAUUGUUUAAAUACUUUUUAUAAAAUGUAUAAAUAAUGUUGUUAAUAAUAUCAAAGUAUUGUGGAUAAAAGUUUUAAUUAUUGAGUGCAUUGUGUAAAAAAUCUCUAUAAUGAAAAUUAAGAUAAACAGAUUUAUAAUUUUAAAUUCAAAAUUUAGGGACGCCAAUAUUAAGCAAUUUUUAUAACAUGUGCGCGCGCUCGCUUCCCAAUUUCGAGUAAAAUAAAGCAAAGUUCAAGUGUCAAUAUUUAAGAUAAAUGAAUAUCAAUAAAUUAUUUUUAUAAAGAAAGUCUCAUCAUAUAAAUUUGUAAGCCUAUUUAAAUAUUGCCAUAUGUUCAUACGAGCAACUGAUUUUUGGAUUUGCAGAUUAUAAAUUAAAAAGCCUUUUAAUUUUUAAAAUAUUUGGAGGGAGAUUUUAAAUUUCUUAUGCUGUAUUAUUGUUAUUCGACGUUAAUCCUUUGAUCGGGCAUAGAACAAUUAAAAAAAUAUAUUGGCAUUGUAAAGAAUUUUUAUUAUAUUUUUAUAGCAAAUUUCUUAACAUUCGUACUGGGAUGUUAAACGUUUUGCUUUAUUCUACUAAAGAAAUUAGAUUGAUGCUCAAAUGUUGUCUGCAUUAGCUGGUUAGUGUUCUACCAUAUUAUCCAAGGCAAACCUGUAAGUAAGUGUGCUACUUUUCUUGUAAAUUGUAAAAGCUUUAUCACAAAUGCACAAUGUAUAAAUACUUUAGUACUUUUAACCUGGAUGACUGGUAUCGGACUGUCUUUUUUUUUUUUUUUCUUAACUUUUCCCCAUCCAUCACAGGUUUGUUAAGCUGCCCAUGAAAAAUGACGAAGUAGCUGCAAAACGUAUAAAGUGACAAAAAUUUCUGAGAGACAGAUUUAAAAUAAUCACGGACAAAAAAGUGCGAUAUAUCUAAAUCCACAAUAUAACAAGAGGCUACUGUAUUACAAUAUCAUAUGUAAUUUCAUUUUGGUUAAAAAAUGAAUACUAUUUUAGAGAACAAAAUUUAAGAUUAAUCCUUUUACCAGUACCAACAUACAAAAGAGAAUUUCUUGUGCUCAAUAACCUUGACCUUGGUAAAGCCCUUUGGCAUUGCAGGCUAAAACAUUUUAACAAAUUUCAUUAAUUAAAAAUUAUAGAACUAUUAUUAAUAUGAUUUACACAAUGCAUUCAAUGUAUUGUUUUCAAUUUUGUAUUUCACGG